AUGAGUAUAAUAGUUCGUAUGGUUUGCAAAGGUAGAUUCGAAUUGGUUAAUGGUGUCAAACAAGACUAUGUUUCAAAAGAGGUAUUAGAGAAUACCAGUGAUCUUAUAAAGAAUGAAAAGGAAAAGUUGAUAAACUAUCAUAUUCUAGAUUUAUCAGGUAAUUUCAUUACCAGAAUAGAGAAUGAUUCUCUAUCGUUCUACUUUAAACACAUCACAGAGCUAUACAUGAUAAACAAUGAACUUAAAGAGAUGCCCGCAGAGUUUAAUCAAUUGCAAUCUCUUGAGAAAUUAUAUCUAUCAAAGAAUAAGAUUCAAAGUAUUGAUAAUAUCGAUAAAUUAGUUUGUUUAAAAGUAUUAGAUCUUAGAGCCAACCGUAUAACAGAUUGUAGUAUCUUAAAAUAUAAUAAUCAAUUACAAUAUUUAUCAUUAUCAAAUAAUUUAUUAGCGAAUGUAGAGAGUAUACCUCAGUUGAAUAGUUUAGAUUCAUUGUUUCUCUUUGCCAAUCAAAUAACGGCGUUGAAUGAAACACUCGAACUUCUUGGCAGUAGAACACCCAAUCUAACGAAACUACUAUUGUCAGCGAAUCCAGCAACACCUCUAAAUCGAAGCACUCAAGAAAUACAACAAUACCGACAACAAACAAAAUCAAAACUUAUAAAACUUUCAAUAUUAGAUUGGCAACCUUUUUGUUAA
Heterostelium album PN500 is the source of this 693-nucleotide messenger RNA. RefSeq lists its product as uncharacterized. Lineage: Eukaryota; Evosea; Eumycetozoa; Acytosteliales; Acytosteliaceae. The transcript has 5 exons. Gene Ontology annotation, molecular function: protein binding. The record is from RefSeq and is a predicted model, not a curated record. The coding region runs from base 1 to 693 and encodes 230 amino acids.